Molecule: messenger RNA, 1216 nt
Organism: Mesocricetus auratus (golden hamster)
Lineage: Eukaryota; Metazoa; Chordata; Mammalia; Rodentia; Cricetidae
Gene: Dnajc5b
Product: DnaJ heat shock protein family (Hsp40) member C5 beta
Exons: 6
Coding region: 384-950 (188 amino acids)
Source: RefSeq, a predicted model, not a curated record
AAAGCAACCAAAGUUCAGUUAUUGACAGAGCAGAGGCAGAACACUACUGGAAGGACCCGGAAGGAUCAGCCAGCCAUGCCUCCAGCGCAGGAACACGUCUCCAGGAAGAACAGUGCGGCACAGAGGCAAUAGCCAAGAGGGAUAACCAAUUGGCUGAUAAAGUAACAAAUGAGAAGUAACCCGACUCCACUGACCUGUGCACCCCAGGGGGAAGGAUGGGACGGAGUGGCGCUUAGCUUUGCCACAGUGGAACGGGUAUGGAGUAGAGCUCCUCUGCUCGCUGCCACCGUCGUUUCUCUGCACACCUGCUUCCAGACCCGGUGAAAACAGCAAGUUCUUCCUGUCGGGAGGGCAGAAUUGGAGUCACAGGAACAGUUUGAGAAAUGGCGUGUAACAUACCCAACCAAAGACAUCGGGCUAUGUCAACAGCAGGAGAAACUCUAUAUGAAAUUCUUGGUCUGCAUAAGGGAGCAUCAUGCGAAGAAAUUAAGAAAACCUACAGAAAAUUAGCCCUGAAAUACCAUCCAGACAAGAAUCCAGAUGACCCAUCUGCUGCUGAGACGUUUAAAGAAAUCAACAACGCCCACACAAUCCUCACCGACACGUCUAAGAGAAACAUAUAUGACAAGUAUGGAUCGCUGGGACUCUACGUGGCUGAGCAAUUUGGAGAUGAAAACGUUAACACAUACUUCAUGCUGUCAAGCUGGUGGGCAAAGGCCCUGUUCAUCAUCAUCGGCCUCUUGACAGGCUGCUAUUUUUGUUGCUGCCUUUGCUGCUGCUGCAACUGUUGUUGUGGACAUUGUCGACCCAAAUCAUCAACAUCAGAAGAGGACUUCUACGUGUCACCAGAGGACCUUGAGGAACAGAUCAGGACUGACAUGGAAAAAGGUAGGAUAUGGACUUUCCGGUUGUUCUCCAGCCUACAAAUGCAAAUGAGAAGACGCAGCUAAUCAGUGAAGGAUCUCGAAGUUAUUGCACAGACUCCUGAUGUUGGGCCCAUGAAGGGUUCACAGCACCUCUUCUGGGUUCAGCCAUGUCUCUGGGUGUUAAGGAGGAGGUGGGGACAUGAAAUGCUGUGAACGUAUUCACAUUCGUAUUUUAUUUUUAGGUUAAGGGGAAGAUGAUUGCUACAUGAUUUUCUCAGACUUUCUCCUUGAGUAGAAUUCCUAAUGAAAAGCAUUCAGUUUGGUGAAUAAAGGCCCAAAGAGUUGUUCAA